CAGCCUUCCAACAUGAGCGCGGCCGCGAUUGCGCUCCUGCGCCGCUGCGCCCUGCUUUUGCUCCUGGGGUCCGCCUCGGGGGUCUCCGCCGCGCCCGAGGAGGAGGAGGCGGCGGCGGAGAGGGAGGGGGCCCCAGGCGGGCAGCCGCGGGAGCUGCCCAGCGUGGUGUUCGCCAUCCUGGCCCGCAACUCUCAGCACUCCCUGCCUUACUACCUGGGGGCCCUGGAGCGCCUGGACUAUCCCAAAGAGCGCAUCAGCAUCUGGUGUGUGACAGAUCACAAUGUGGACAACACCACAGAAAUGCUUCAGGAAUGGUUCACCGCGAUGGAGAGACACUACCGAAACAUUGAGUGGAGAGCAGAGGACGAACCCAGUUCUUAUGCUGAUGAACUUGGGCCCAAGCAUUGGAGUAACGAGCGUUUUGAGUAUGUCAUGAGGCUUAAACAGAGAGCUCUGAAUUAUGCCCGGGCUGAGAGGGCUGAUUAUAUUUUGUUCACUGACACAGACAGCAUCUUGACUAACAACCAGACCUUGAAGCUCCUCAUGGCGCAAAACAAAUCGGUUAUUGCGCCCAUGUUGGAUUCCCAAACAUACUACUCCAACUUCUGGUGUGGGAUUACUCCUCAGGGUUAUUAUCGCAGAACGGCGGACUAUUUUCCCACCAAGAAUCGGCAGCGUGUUGGAUGCUUCACGGUCCCCAUGGUAUACGCUGCCUUCUUGAUUGACCUGCGGAAGGGCGAGACUGCUAACCUGGCCUUUUACCCUCCCCAUCCCAGUUAUACAUGGCCAUUCGAUGACAUCAUUGUCUUUGCAUAUUCCUGUCAAGCUGCAGGAGUCCAGAUAUACUUGAGCAAUCAGGAGUACUUUGGCUUUAUCAAUGUUCCUGUGAAAUCACAUCAGACGCUGGAGGAUGAACGCAUCAACUUUGUACACCUUGUUCUGAAUGCCAUGGAACCAUUGCCUCUUGACAACACACCUGGCUGCGAUAUCUACUUCUGUUUGGAUUUUUCCUGUUCUGGGAAAUCCAGACUUGCCAUAAUCCAAAAAGUGGAUGGCCCUCCCAUGUCCCUCUCCAGGCAUGUUUACCUCCCCCCGAAGCACUUGACUAAAAUUGGGUUUGAUGAGAUUUUCCUCAUCAACUUGGCACGGCGUCCAGACCGAAAGCAGCGCAUGCUGAGCGCACUCUCCGAGAUGGAGAUUGAUGCCCUGGUGGUAAAUGCCAUAGAUGGAAGCGCCCUGAACAGCAGUGAUAUCAAAAAACUGGGUGUGGACCUGCUUCCAGGAUACUAUGACCCCUUCUCAGGCAGGACGCUCACAAAGGGGGAGGUUGGCUGCUUUCUCAGCCACCAUCAUGUAUGGAAAGAGAUAGUGGAGAGGGGACUGGAGAAGUCUGUUGUGUUGGAAGACGAUGUUCGCUUUCAAGCUUAUUUCAAACAGCGGCUCUUGAGGCUGAUGGAUGACCUGGAGCAGACGCAGCUGGAUUGGGACCUGAUCUACCUGGGCAGGAAACAGGUGAACUCUGAGGAUGAAGAGCCAGUGGAGGAUGUGCGGAAUCUCGUCGUGGCCGAGUAUUCCUACUGGACUUUGGCCUACGUCAUCUCCAAGCAGGGUGCCCAGAAACUGAUCGACGCUCGGCCGCUUUCCAAAAUCUUGCCAGUGGAUGAAUUUCUGCCCAUCAUGUCUGACAAGCAUCCCAAUGAGGAUUACAAAAAGUAUUUCCCCACCCGGGACUUGCAGGUUUAUUCCGUGCGCCCCCUCUUGGCUUACCCCACUCACUACACUGGAGAAGACAAGUGGAUGAGCGACACAGAGACCUCCACCAUCUGGGACGAUGACUCGCGCAAGACCGACUGGAGUGGCUCGCAGAAGACGCUGAAAGAUUCCCGUGUCACCAGCGGCACAAGUGGCCACUCCUUUCAUGGAUCCUCCAGGGAUGAGCUAUAACAUCUGCCCAGGUCCCCUCUCUGUUCCACAGAUGUGGAAGAGAAAAAAGUUCUAGGUGUGAUAUUUUCCCCUCUUUCUCCCCUUGAGGAAUACUGCAUGCUUGAACAAGAAAGGUACUGUUUUGAGAAUUUGCAUCAAAGACCUGCUUGCACAUUCCCGACACCGUUGGAAUCGCGUUCACUGGCCCAACAAAGCAGAACUUCUCUGUCAUUGUCUCCUAGACCUUCAGCUUCCUUCACAAAUAGGCUGGACGGUUCAGAUUGCCCUUCGAGAUCUCUGGGUGACAUUUUUCCUAUGUGGGACUUGGGACUCCUGUUUUGGUGCAGCCUGCCUGGAUGUGGACUGUUUUGUACAAGUGUUUACUCUGAAAACAAUCUGUUUGGAUAUCUUAAAACCCUGGUUUUGGAUGGAUUAUUUGAACAGCCUCUCUGCAACAGAAGGGGGAUUUCUGCUCUGUUUAUGUUGUCUUGUCUUGGACAGUGCUUUCUUAAUACGCCAGCUGGGAGUACUCAAACCGCCUCCGUGUCCCACUUGUGGUUUCAGACGAGUUCCUCCAAAGGACAAUUCAGGGUGGAGGAAAAAAAUAAGACUUUCCCUAAACCAUUUUCACCUCACAUUCUGUGUGGUCCUAGCCUAGAGUCAGUAUGCUAGACCUUGGUUGUAUUUUAUUUAAUUUAACUGAACUGAGAAAACUAAAUUGCAGAUCAAACCAGCACUCUUAUUUAAAUUCACAGAAGGAUGUGUUUACUGCAGUUAUGUUCUCCUCUCUAAUGUUAUGGUUGACAGCUAGAGGAAUGUGUGUGCCUUUAACUGCUGCCAUGUGACAUUUCACUGCAUUCUUCAUGUAGGAAAAAGGAUACGGAGAUGAGUUUCUGCUAGGGACAGAGCAACUCAAGGCAAAGGAGCCAUCGGUGGGGGGGUAACAACUGUGUAUUUUGCGUGCAAAGAUUUCUGUAGAAUUCUUGACCCUGGGAACAUUGUGGGUGCUGAAGGUCA
Molecule: messenger RNA, 2940 nt
Organism: Eublepharis macularius
Lineage: Eukaryota; Metazoa; Chordata; Lepidosauria; Squamata; Eublepharidae
Gene: CERCAM
Product: cerebral endothelial cell adhesion molecule
Exons: 14
Coding region: 13-1944 (643 amino acids)
Source: RefSeq, a predicted model, not a curated record